GAAGAAAGGAAUAACCAUAGCAACCGAUUACUAUCGUAAACUUAAUCUCCUUAUUUGAAUAAAAAAUUUCAAGUAAAAAAGCAAACACCAGGAUUCCUCACCAUGGCUGAAAUGAAUUUGAUCGUGAAUAUCACCUGCAAUCCUCCAUCGAUUGCAAUUUUCGGACCCGUCAAAGAGAGCACGAUUGAACGACUUAAUAAAAAGCUACCAAAUUCCUGCUCCACCACUAAUACAGGGAAAGUACCCUUCUCGAUGGUGAGAAAAGAGGAUCCGCCUCACUGGUAUGGGGAAAUUCGCUCUCAGUUUGCUAGCGACGACAUUGGUAAGUCUCAGCUGUUCGUUACCGUCCUGGAUGCUUUGGAGGAGGACGCGUCAUGGAGUCUGCGUGGCACCACCACCAUGACACACGACAGGGAUAAAUGUACAUAUAAAUUCUUUUUUGUGCGCGGUGCCCAUUAAAAUUCUUCAUUCUAAAAGUUGGAGGAAAGGGGAAAAAGUGUUUAAUUGAUUUAAUGGAAAACACAUGCCCACCAGGCAUUUUUUAUAUUCUAAAUGAGUUCAUGUCGAUUCAACGACUUCAUUUAUGUACAAGGAGGUGUAGCAAAGUGGAUGUAAAUGGUUUACGUAUGUAAUUAGCGUGGUUUAGCAUAUGCAUAUAUAUAUAUAUUUAUACAUAUAUGCACACAGAUACACA
Molecule: messenger RNA, 694 nt
Organism: Phytomonas sp. EM1
Lineage: Eukaryota; Euglenozoa; Kinetoplastea; Trypanosomatida; Trypanosomatidae
Source: the annotation of a GenBank genome assembly